AAUCUAGUGGACGGGACACUUCAACAAUAACAGCUCGUCCGACACAUCAGCAGCUAGUGAACCAAUAUAGCCGAACGAUUCAAGCUCUUUAGACUGUUUCGGGUUGAUAUUAGUCACCGUGUUUUAAGCCCACUUCUUUCGUAUCUACCAGUUGCCCCAUUUGAUUUAAUAUUUACGUUGUUGUUGGUAGACAGCUACAUCAGCUGUCUCUUUAAUUUAGCACUAGCCGCUAAUUCUGGCUAGCUAGCAUCCCGACCAUGAGCUCCCUAAACUAUUCACUCGUUAAAGAAGAGGAGGUCUGCUGGACGGAGAAAGAAGCUCUGGGGCUGAACAUUGUCGUGAAAGAGGAGAAAGAAGAGGAGGAUGUCACAGUAAAAAUAGAAGUAGAGAGUGAGGAGGAGGGAGCGAUAACUGUCGUAUUGAAAGAGGAGGAAGAAGAGCAGGAGAGAGGAGAGAGACUUGACUAUCGUGGAUCUUCUGGGGAGCCUCAACAACAUCAUGAUGCUGACGACGCAGAGAAGAGUCUCUCCAAAUCAGAACACCUCAAGGAACACCAGCGGAAACCCACGGGGAAGAAACCUCACUGCUGCUCUGACUGUGGGAAGAGUUACUCAAGAUCUGAUUCACUAAAAGUACACCAGAGAAUUCACACAGGAGAGAAAUCUUACAACUGUGAUCAAUGUGGAAAGAGAUGCUCUUCUUCAUCAGAACUUACAAUACACCAGAGAAUCCAUACAGGAGAGAAACCUUAUAGCUGCUCUCAGUGUGGAAUGAGUUUCUCUCGAUCAUAUUCAUUGAAAUCACACCUAAGAAUUCACACAGGAGAGAAACCAUAUGGCUGUGAUCAAUGUGGGAAAAGUUUUGCUACCUCAGCUAACCUGACUGCACACAAGAGAAUACACACAGGAGAGAAGCCUUACCACUGCUCUGACUGCGGAAUGAGCUUUAUCACUUCAAGGGAACUACUCCUACACCAGAGAACACACACAGGAGAGCAACCUUAUAGCUGUGAUCAAUGUGGGAAGAGUUUUACUCAGUCAAACAACCUGAUAUCACACCAGAGAACACACACAGGACAGAAGCCCUAUACCUGUGAUCGGUGUGGGAAAAGCUUUACUCAGUCAGGUCACCUGAAAUCACACCAGAGAACCCACACAGGAGAGAAGCCUUAUAGCUGUGAUCAGUGCGGGAAGAGAUAUUCUGAUUUAAGAGAUCUGAAUAAACAUAAUAACAUACAUCCAGAUUGUGGAAUGACUGCCAACACCAGUCCUGGGUAGUAGAACACAGAUUGUGGAAUGACCUCCAACACCAGACCUGGGUAGUAGAACACUGCAUCGUGAGGUUUUUAUAUAGUACUUGCGCAGAGCAUUCUAUAUUGGACAUUUAGAAAAAAGUGUGUUUGUGUUGGAGGGGUUGUUAUUCACACUCAUUAUCUUUCCUGAUUGAAGUCAACUUUAUUUUAAUCUUUAGUUUUUCCUCACCACAUGGAAUGAAUGUCAGAAUCCUCUCAAAUUACACUCCCUAGUGUCUUGGUCACUUCAGGGAUUUGGUGAGAUACCUGGUCACAGAGGAAUGGACGUGUUUCUCAGAACUUCUGAUGACAAAUAUGACUGUCUUGAUGAGUUGGUGAAUUCUGAUAUUCUGGUUGAUUGUGGCUAGUUUCCUGUUUGUUUCUUUGUAUUUAUCAUGCCCCCCCUUCAGUUAAUUUAACCUAGUUUAUGAUCAAAUGAUUGAAGCUACAUGACAGACCCAUUACAGUACAUCCCAUCCAUCCUCCCCAGACUAAGAUAUUUUACCAGACGUUAUAGUAUGCCUGCCAACGGGUCCUGGUCGGAGGACGCUACGUGUUGGUGGUAUGUCCUGGUCGGAGGACACUACGUGUUGGUGGUAUGCCCUGGUCAGAGUACGAUACGUGUUGGUGGUAUGUCCUGGUCGGAGGACGCUACGUGUCGAUGGUAUGCCCUGGUCGGAGGACACUGUAUGUUGGUGGUAUGCACUGGUCGGAGGACACUACGUGUUGGUGGUAUGCCCUGGUCAGAGGACACUACAUGUUGGUGGUAUGCCCUGAUCAGAGUACAAUACGUGUUGGUGGUAUGCCCUGGUCGGAGGACGCUACAUGUUGGGGGUAUGCCCUGGUCAAGGAUACCGUUCAUACAUAAAUAAAUACAUUUCAUAAAUACAGUUCAAAAAUAAAUAGUUAAUAAACAGUUGAUACAGUGCCUUUGGAAAGUAUUCAGACCCCUUGAAUUUUUUCACAUUUUGUUACUUACAGCCUCAUUCUAAAACGGAUUAAAUUAUGUUGCUUUAGUCAAAUCCUUCUACUCAGCACACAUAGUGGACUGGUGUGUGUAUGUGCUUGUAAUUGGUUUGUAAACUUUAAAUGUUUCAAAUUAUCACUUUGAAUUUGCUUUAAUCAAUGUAUGUUUCCCUCUAUGUCCGUUUCAUAUAAUGUUAUAUAAUAUUCAUUAAAUGAAAACAAUGGUUGAAAGUGAAACUUUUUUCCCUGAACUGCAUUACCCACUCCAGUCAGCAGAUGGCGAUGUGCAUUUUUCAGUCGAUGCUGCCUGAGUGUGACGUAUGAUCUAGUGGACGGGACGCUUCUUCAACAGUAACAGCUAAUCGGCCACCUCAGUAGAACCGAGGUAAAGACAGUUUCAGGUUGGAUAUUUGACGGAUAUUCGCCUUUAGUUUUCCUGACGUCCACCAACUGCAGUUAGGGACUGUCAACAUAGUGACAAAUAAAAAUGUUCAAAUUUCAAUAGCUUUUUAACCAUUACUCCAAACACGUUCAAAACUGGUUGUAGCUAACCGGAUGGCAUAGACGCACAUUGCACACCCUUUAGUUUGUCCAUUUUUUUUUUUUUAUCUCACAUGGUUUUACAUUAAUUUUUCAAAAUGUAGAAUUUCAAUAAAGAAUUUCCUUGGUCAUGUGACCUACUGACCUCAAACAAGGUUCAGAAUGUCCACUGACUAUACCUUCAUAACGCACACUCUGAUUCAUAUCAUGCUAUUAGACUUAAAUCUGUAAGCUUUGCAGGCCUUCAUUUUACAUGGGUGUUAAAUUAUAAUUUUUUAAGCAAACAAAUGUUCCAUCCUCGCAAUAACUAUCUUUCACAUGGACACUGAAAAGAUCCGCAAAUGGCUGUAUGUGGUAUGUAUCAAGGACAGGAGAGGUGUUUGAACAGAGGUGCUUAAAGGAAGGCGAACAGGUAGGCCUCAUGAAAAACAAUGUUUCAUAUGCUCUUUUUAAUCAUAGUAAUAGGCAGUGAUUUGUCAGUCACAGUGAGCUUGAUAUUGAGAUAGAAUCCUUUUCAUAGCAUCACUUUCAUAUACUGUACAUUAAGACAAAUCCUUCUACGUUGAGUAUUAGAACUCAGUUUACAUAACCUGAUAAUGACUUGAUAUUUGAGUGCAUUCACAACAAGCCACCUGCAGACAACUUACAAAAUGCAAUAUUGCAUUUGAGGGUUCGUUUUUCUGAUGAAAAUAGUUAUUUGAUGCAUGGCCUACUAUUUCUAACUGAGAAAAUAAAUUCCUACUAUUUCUAACUGGGAAAAUAAAUUCCUACUAUUUCUAACUGGGAAAAUAAAUUCCUACUAUUUCUAACUGGGAAAAUAAAUUCCUACUAUUUCUAACUGGGAAAAUAAAUUCCUACGUCUUUUGUGAGUAAAAUCCUUUUUCCAAAAUUGAUUUAGGUACAUUUUUGUGAAGAGGUAUGAGGGUUGUGAUAUGGGUCAUUUAAUAGUAAAAUCAUUUUAAGGGAUCAAUACAUUUCUAUAUUGCUUCCCCAGUAUCUCCAUGAACCAUCAGGCCAAGUCUUUUUGGUUGACCCUGCUGGGCAGAAAGAAGGAGGAAUCGGAACACGCUGCAUUCAAAUUCAGAUCUUAGUUAUUCCAUUGUACUGGAUCUAAGACAUAUUAGCAUAUUUACAUAUAUUCAUAAGUGUAAUACUUUUUUAUGACAUACUGUGAAAAACUCUCUUGGCUGCUGCCUCUGUCACUUUCAGACAUGCGCAGAGCAGACUUGAACCACAGGGGUUCUCUGUAAAGAGAGAGUAAUCCAAAAGGCACAGACACACCCCUUGACUUUCAAUUGGCACCAUUGACCUGUAUGUAUUCUCUCCUGAUUGGCUCUGUGGUGAACAGUCUGGCAGUCUGACUAAAGUGCCAGAGGUAUGAGGAGACAUCCUCCUUUGUAUAUAUGGGAACAGAUAUUUCCUAACACUUCGGAUCCUAUUCUUCGACAGUUAGAAGACACAAUGCAUCAAUGCAAAAAAAUAAUGUAUUACUAAUUACUGUCCAUGAGUAACCUCAACCUUGUGGGUCUAUAGGUGUUUGGG
Oncorhynchus mykiss (rainbow trout) is the source of this 4339-nucleotide messenger RNA. RefSeq lists its product as uncharacterized. Lineage: Eukaryota; Metazoa; Chordata; Actinopteri; Salmoniformes; Salmonidae. Gene Ontology annotation, biological process: regulation of cytokine production; negative regulation of transcription by RNA polymerase II; regulation of immune system process. Gene Ontology annotation, molecular function: DNA-binding transcription repressor activity, RNA polymerase II-specific; RNA polymerase II cis-regulatory region sequence-specific DNA binding. The record is from RefSeq and is a predicted model, not a curated record. Gene Ontology annotation, cellular component: nucleoplasm.